UUGACCUACCGGAAGUGAAAAGGAUAAAGGGCAGAAAUUGCCACGUCUGUUUUAUGCUGUAGUUGCGAGUACAGUACGUCCAACAACAUGGUUUCUGUUAUUAGUACAGUUGAUACUGCACAUGAGGACAUGAUUCAUGAUGCUCAGAUGGACUACUAUGGAAUCCGUCUGGCAACCUGUUCUUCUGAUAGAUCAGUAAAGAUCUUUGAUGUCAAGGCCGGACAACAGACUCUAGUGGCUGACCUCAGAGGGCAUGAGGGUCCGGUGUGGCAGGUAGCCUGGGCCCAUCCUAUGUUCGGUAACAUCUUGGCGUCUUGUUCUUACGAUCGCAAAGUCCUCAUCUGGAAAGAGACUAAUGGUGCUUGGGAGAAACUUUACGAACACAGCAGUCACGAUUCAUCAGUCAAUUCUGUUCAGUGGGCUCCCCAGGAGUUUGGUUUAGUUUUAGCGUGUGCUUCAUCGGAUGGUUCAGUCUCUGUUCUGACAUACACUGACGGCAAAUGGGAAUCACAGAAGUUAAAAGACGCUCAUGCGAUUGGUUGCAAUGCAGUAAGUUGGGCACCAGCCGUAGAGCCCGGUUCCCUGAUUGAAGCUCCCUCAACGCAGAAGUUGGUCCUGGUAAAACGAUUCGUUACAGGUGGCUGCGAUAACUUAGUCAAGAUAUGGAAGGAGGAGAAUGGUGAAUGGAAAGAGGAACACAAACUAGAGGCCCACAGUGACUGGGUACGAGAUGUAGCAUGGGCGCCCUCUAUUGGCCUGCCCCACAGUACGAUAGCCAGCUGUUCACAAGAUGGCCGAGUUAUAAUCUGGACUAGUGACGAUAGCACUGGAACAGCAUGGAGGCCUAAGAUUUUGAACAAAUUCCUGGAUGUAGUGUGGCAUGUCAGUUGGUCAGUGACAGGCAACAUACUGGCUGUAUCAGGAGGAGACAACAAGGUUAGCCUAUGGAAGGAAUCGCUAGAGGGGCAGUGGGUCUGCGUCAGUGAUGUCAACAAAGGAGAAGGACAGACACCAACAGACAAUCAACCAGAACAAUAAACAACAAGACGGGGAAGCGGGGAGGGGUUGGGGAGAACCUUAACUAAUAGUAUUGGUUUGCACAUAUACACAGGCGUGAUAUUCUUCCUACUUGAGUCGGAUUUCCGACUGUUUGGCCCUUUGAAAAAAAUUAUGAUUAAGUUGAGGUGUACCGAUGCCUAUUCCAUAAUUACGUACAUGUGGGUCAGCCCUUGAACUCAAUCAAAUAUUCAUACUUUUUUCCAAUGACUAAAUAUCAUGCUUGCAUGAACCUGAAUUAGUCUUCAACUAAAAGCAAAGUGUUUUGGAAAGUGACUAGUCUUUUUUUAUUUAUUUUUUUAUUUUACUAUUUUGGAUUUUGGGAGAGAUACAGAAUGACUUCAAAUGCAUUUUUAUUAUGGAUGUGUGAGACUGGGGUAAUAAUUGUGGAUUGAAAAUGAGAUAGGAAUAGAAAA
Messenger RNA from Asterias rubens (European starfish), 1472 nucleotides. Its product is annotated as protein SEC13 homolog. Gene Ontology annotation, molecular function: structural molecule activity; protein binding. Gene Ontology annotation, cellular component: nuclear pore outer ring; COPII vesicle coat. NCBI's taxonomy places the organism in Eukaryota, Metazoa, Echinodermata, Asteroidea, Forcipulatida, Asteriidae. Gene Ontology annotation, biological process: protein import into nucleus; positive regulation of TOR signaling; COPII-coated vesicle budding. The transcript is spliced from 9 exons. The record is from RefSeq and is a predicted model, not a curated record. The coding region runs from base 88 to 1038 and encodes 316 amino acids.